CUGUCAAAUUUCCUUAACACUGUAGCAUAAUAUUAUUAUACUCGAGAGUAGUAUAAUAAUAACAUUCAAUAGUUUAUUUUUAUUUAUUAAGUUUAUUAUUACGAGCUAAAAUAACGAUAUAAACCUUAGGAUUUAUUUUUGCAGAAUAUGUAAUUAAAUUUACUUGCAUUUUGUUUGGGUUUGUAUAAGUAAAAAAAAAAACACGUGAUAAAACAAAAAAAAAAUGUUGAAUAAAGUGUUGCUAUCGACAGAUGUAGCCCUUGUUUGUGUCCAACAUGCUCUCUCAACGGAAAAGGAAGAAAUAAUGGGUUUGCUGAUAGGAGAGGUGCAUAAUAAUGGAAGCCUGGUUUCUAUAGUGUCUUCAGUUAUAUUACGCAGACUAGAUAAAAAACCAGAUCGUGUAGAAAUUUCCGAGGAACAGCUCGUUCAAGCAACCUUAAGAGCAGAAGAAUUAGCUGCAGAAGUAGGAAGACCUCUAAGAGUAGUAGGAUGGUAUCAUUCUCAUCCACAUAUCACAGUUUGGCCAUCUCAUGUUGAUCUAGCAACUCAAUCAAUGUAUCAAAGAAUGGAUUCAAGUUUUGUUGGAAUAAUAUUUGCUGUGUUUCUUUCCGACCAAACGGCAAAAGCACCAUCUGUCCAAAUAACAUGUUUUCAGUCAAUAGAUGAAGGAACAAAUCAAGGUCGGCGAGAGAUUGAGUUGGAAAUAACAAAUUGCAAUGAUUCUUUAAUGAAGAAUAACUUUGAAAUACUUACUCAACUACCGACAACAUUAAAGGAAGAGGAAGAUGAAGCAUUUAAAUUGGAGGCAGGAGAAAAUGAAGCUGAUGAUAUAAUCAUAAAACAACACAAUACUGCAGUUAGAACUAUUGCAAUUGGUCAUAUUGUAGAAAAGGUAUCACGGCCUAUGCUAGAAGCUCUUGUAACAAGAAAUGCAAUAAAUAGUGUUCGUUUAAGGGCUUUGAAAAAACAACAUCAAGAUUUAAUGUCAAGAUUAGAUAAUAUGCCGUGUAAUAUUUAAUUAAGUACAAGAUAUGUUAUCCUCUAAGUUUUUUUU
This is a messenger RNA of Zerene cesonia (dogface butterfly), 1054 nucleotides long. Its product is annotated as lys-63-specific deubiquitinase BRCC36-like. The record is from RefSeq and is a predicted model, not a curated record. Lineage: Eukaryota; Metazoa; Arthropoda; Insecta; Lepidoptera; Pieridae. The transcript is spliced from 6 exons. Gene Ontology annotation, biological process: double-strand break repair. The coding region runs from base 224 to 1018 and encodes 264 amino acids. Gene Ontology annotation, molecular function: cysteine-type deubiquitinase activity; metallopeptidase activity; polyubiquitin modification-dependent protein binding. Gene Ontology annotation, cellular component: BRISC complex; BRCA1-A complex.